AUGAGCUCUACCACCAGCAGCUGUGAGCCCCCUGACCCCUUGAAUCUUGAUGGUACCCUCGGCUCCCAGGAGAGCGGCCAAGGCAGGAAGGUGCAUGGGCAGCAUAAGCAUCCCAGCAGCACCCAUCUGGCCUACGGCAUCCUGGACAACCCACCCUGGUAUCUCUGCAUCUUCUUGGGAAUCCAGCACUUCCUCACCGCCCUGGGGGGACUCGUGGCCAUACCGCUCAUCCUGGCCAAGGACCUGUGUCUGCAACACGACCCCCUGACCCAGAGCUACCUGAUCGGCACCAUCUUCUUCGUCUCUGGCAUCUGCACUCUCCUGCAAGUGUUUCUGGGAAUCCGGCUGCCUAUUCUCCAAGGAGGGACGUUUGCUUUUGUGGCCCCCUCCCUGGCCAUGCUCAACCUUCCUACCUGGAAGUGCCCCGAGUGGACACUCAAUGCCAGCCAGGUGAACACCAGUGCUCCAGAAUUCAUUGAGGAAUGGCAGAAGAGAAUACGAGAGCUGCAGGGCGCUAUCAUGGUGGCUUCCUGUGUCCAGAUGCUAGUGGGCUUCUCAGGCCUCAUUGGCUUCCUUCUGCGCUUCAUUGGCCCCUUGACCAUCGCUCCGACCAUCUCCCUCGUGGCCCUGCCGCUGUUUGAAUCUGCAGGCAACGAUGCCGGGAUCCACUGGGGGAUCGCUGCUCUGACCAUCUUCCUCAUUGUGCUGUUUUCUCAAUACCUGAAAAACAUCGCGCUGCCGGUGCCCAUUUAUGGACGAGAGAAGAAGUGUCACACCUCCAGGUUCUACCUGUUUCAGGUUUUCCCUGUGCUGCUGGCGCUCUGCAUCUCCUGGCUCCUCUGCUUCGUGCUCACCGUCACCGACACCCUGCCCUCGGCCCCCACCGACUACGGGUUCCUGGCUCGCACCGACGCCAAAGGCGAUGUCCUCACCCGGGCCCCUUGGUUCCGCUUCCCUUACCCAGGACAGUGGGGCCUCCCCACCAUCAGCCUGGCCGGGGUCUUCGGGAUCAUCGCCGGGGUGGUUUCCUCCAUGGUGGAGUCGGUCGGCGAUUAUUAUGCCUGUGCCCGGCUGGUGGGGGCCCCACCCCCUCCAAAGCAAGCGGUCAGCCGCGGCAUUGGCAUCGAGGGCUUGGGCUGCCUGCUGGCCGGGGCCUGGGGCACCGGCAAUGGCACCACAUCCUACAGCGAGAACGUCGGGGCGCUGGGCAUCACCAGGGUGGGGAGCCGGAUGGUGAUUGUGGCCGCCGGCUGUGUUCUGCUCCUGAUGGGGAUGUUUGGGAAGAUCGGGGCCGCGUUUGCCACCAUCCCCACCCCCGUGGUCGGAGGCAUGUUCCUGGUCAUGUUUGGGGUCAUCACCGCCGUGGGGAUCUCCAAUCUGCAGUACGUGGACAUGAACUCAUCCAGGAACAUCUUUGUGUUUGGUUUCUCCAUCUACUGUGGGCUCGCCAUCCCCAACUGGGUCAACAAGAACCCGGAGAAGCUCCAGACAGGGAUUCUCCAGCUGGACCAGGUCAUCCAGGUGCUGGUGACCACUGGCAUGUUCGUGGGUGGAUUUCUGGGCUUUCUGCUGGACAAUACCAUCCCGGGAAGCCGGGAGGAGAGAGGCCUCCUGACAUGGAAUCAAAUCCCAGAGUCUGCGGAGACAACCAAGGCCUCGGAGGUCUACGGCCUCCCCUGGGGGAUUGGCACAAAGAUCUGCACCUCAUCGUGCACCCGGUGGCUCCCUUUCUGGCCCAAGCUGGAAAAGGGUCAGAGCGACGAGGUGGGAGUGAGCCAGCUGACCCUCUGCUCCCCGGAAUCCCCAGGAGAGCACCAGAAGGGUGCCACAGACACCAGCAUGUGAGGGUCUCGCUCGGCACCCCCCACCGCCCUCCCAGACCACCCCCCAAUGUGCUGAUCUCCCCAUCCACGUACACUGGGCACCCCCCACACACCACGAACAGGCCGUACAUGGAGCCUCAACCCAGUCUCCUCGUCACUGCGCUGACCGCAAGCCACAUCCCUCAGCGACCCUCCCGCCUCCCAUCCAGUGCAGACAGGUGUGACCUGACCUCUCUCGGAAGAGAGGAAGGGAGAGGCCUCCUGGCGCAGAACCAAACCCAAGAGGAGCUCGAGAAGACAAUGAAGUCCUGCCUCCCUGUGGCACUGGAGCGAAGACCUGCCCUCAUCCUGCACCUGGUGGCUGCCUCCCGGCCCACCUGCUUUGGGCAGGGUUUUGGGCUCCUGGAGGCCUGGGCUGCGCAGGAGUCAGAGGUGGGCUGUUUACCGAAGCUGGAA
Messenger RNA from Condylura cristata (star-nosed mole), 2279 nucleotides. RefSeq names its product solute carrier family 23 member 1-like. The coding region runs from base 1 to 1845 and encodes 614 amino acids. The transcript is spliced from 12 exons. The record is from RefSeq and is a predicted model, not a curated record. Gene Ontology annotation, molecular function: transmembrane transporter activity. Gene Ontology annotation, biological process: transmembrane transport. Lineage: Eukaryota; Metazoa; Chordata; Mammalia; Eulipotyphla; Talpidae. Gene Ontology annotation, cellular component: membrane.